AAUAACCAAUAUGUCUGCGCCCAGAAGCCGCGAGGUUGAAAAGUGUUUGUAAACACAAAUAGAGCCAGUGUCUGGAAACUGGACAUAAUUAUUGUCUCUCUUGUUGUCAUAUAUUUGUCGUCAUUGGUUCAUCAUGGCUGAACUCCGAGUGACUCCACUAGGGGCUGGCCAAGAUGUGGGUCGUAGCUGUAUUCUGUUGACCAUCGGAGGCAAGAACAUCAUGCUGGACUGCGGGAUGCACAUGGGGUACAACGACGAGAGGCGCUUCCCCGACUUCACCUACAUCACCCGCACAGAGAAACUGACGGAGCAUCUCGACUGUGUCAUUAUCAGCCAUUUCCACCUUGACCACUGUGGCGCACUGCCGUUCAUGUCGGAGAUGGUGGGGUACGACGGGCCCAUCUACAUGACCCACCCAACAAAGGCCAUCUGCCCAAUCCUGCUGGAGGACUUCCGCAAGAUAGCAGUGGAGAGGAAGGGGGAACAGAAUUUCUUCACCUCGGACAUGAUCAAGUCCUGCAUGAAGAAAGUUGUGGCCGUCAACCUACACCAGACAAUUCAGGUGGAUGAUGAGUUGGAGAUCAAGGCUUACUAUGCAGGCCAUGUGCUUGGAGCGGCCAUGUUCCACAUGAAGGUGGGACAACAGUCAGUUGUGUAUACGGGCGACUACAACAUGACCCCGGACCGCCAUCUUGGUGCGGCCUGGAUUGACAAAUGUCGUCCGGACCUGCUGAUCAGUGAGUCAACAUACGCUACCACAAUACGAGAUUCCAAACGAUGCCGAGAGCGAGAUUUCUUGAAGAAGGUUCAUGAUUGUGUGGAGAAAGGAGGGAAGGUGCUGAUCCCGGUGUUUGCCUUAGGCCGGGCCCAGGAGCUGUGUAUCCUGCUGGAGACCUACUGGGACCGCAUGAACCUCAAGGCCCCUAUCUACUUCUCCCUGGGACUCACCGAGAAGGCAAACCACUACUACAAGCUGUUCAUCACAUGGACCAGUCAGAAAAUCAAAAAGACCUUUGUUCAGAGGAACAUGUUUGAGUUCAAACACAUCAAGCCAUUUGACAGAUCGUACAUCGAGAACCCGGGGCCGAUGGUGGUGUUUGCCACUCCAGGGAUGCUUCAUGCCGGUCUCUCUCUGCAGGUCUUCAAGAAGUGGGCGCCAAAUGAAAACAAUAUGGUGAUCAUGCCAGGGUAUUGUGUGGCAGGGACUGUGGGACAUAAAAUCCUCAACGGAGUUCGGAGGAUAGAGAUGGAAAAUAAACAGAUGAUUGAUGUGCGCAUGUCGGUGCAGUACAUGUCGUUCAGUGCGCACGCCGAUGCUAAGGGCAUUAUGCAGCUGAUCUCUCAGUGCGAGCCCAGGAAUGUCAUGCUUGUCCACGGAGAGGCUGCUAAGAUGGAGUUUCUGAAGAAGAAAAUAAGGCAGGAGUUUGACAUCGGCUGUUUCAACCCAGCCAAUGGGGAGACUGUGAAUAUAGACACGCAACACAACAUCCCCGUCGACAUUGCUCUCAACCUGCUGAAGAGAGAAGCCUCAUUCACAGGUUCCGACCCUCAUGAUCCGAAACAGCCCCGAACCCUGCAUGGAGCUCUGAUGAUGAAAGGCAAUAAGCUGCAGCUGGUGGAGCCUGCACAGGCGUUCCGGGAGCUGGGCCUGGAGGAACAUCAGCUCCGGUUCACAUGCACUGUAUCUGUUGAUGAAGGGGGAACCGUCAUGCAAACUGUGGACAAGAUUUAUAAUCUCUUGAAGAGUGAUCUGAAGGACUCUUCCAUUCAAUACUCCAGUGAUGGCUCCAUCACCAUCCAAGAGUCUGUGCUUAUCAAGGUGUCAGGGGAUGAGGAGACAAAGGACAUGCUGGUGUCCUGGUCACAUCAGGAUGAAGAAUUGGGGAGUUACUUACUACAGACACUACGUACAACAUUUGUGACGACAUGAAACAAGGGGGACAACUCUUGAGAUUAUGAAAAUGAUUAUGAUAAGAAACAUACCUGGACAAGCUGAGAGGAGACAGUUGGAAGACAUCUGCUGGCAUCUCACCCAGCACAGUUAACUGUUGUCAGCGGUUCACCAGGAUAACAAAUAUGAUGACGAGUUGCUGUUUGUAAUGAGCUGUCUUCAACAAGACAUUCUUAAUAACCAGCUGCUGCUCGUCACAUGGAACUUACUUCUGAGUUUUUAUGAGUGCUUCUAGAAAAACUAUUUUUGCACUCGGAGCUUGUGACUCUUGACAGCUGGGGUUAUUUCGAGGGCUUGACAGUAUUUAUCUGCGGCUUGGCUUCAUUGUCUUCGUACCUAUUUAUCCCGGGUUCCUAUAAGUUGAAAGAAAUUAUGUGUGUCCAAAACUGGGAGAAAAAGCAAAAAAAGCAACAGGCUCCCCUGGUGUUCAAAUGGUUAGUCAGGGGACAGAAACUUUCAAAGAAAAAGCAUGCGUUUUCAAUGAAGAUCAUGUUGCUAAUGGGGCGGUCGGGUAGCCUUGUGGUUAAAGCAUUCGCUCGUCUCGCCGAAGACCCGGGUUCGAUUCCCAACAUGGGUACAAUGUGUGAAGCCCAUUUCUGGUGUCCCCCGCCGUGAUAUUGCUGAAAUAUUGCUAAAAGCGGCGUAAAACCAUACUCACUCACUCAUGUUUCUAAUGUCAGGUUUCUCAAUAUAGGAGCUGAAAACAAGAAUUGCAGAGGUUAUUUUGAAUGAAAAGCAGGUUUUGUAUGCUUCUGUGAAUGAAAAAUAAAAUAAAUAGUUUGUAAUUUGAGAAAAACACAGCCAUCGAAAAUUAAACCUUAUUUUUUCAUA
Molecule: messenger RNA, 2782 nt
Organism: Haliotis rufescens (red abalone)
Lineage: Eukaryota; Metazoa; Mollusca; Gastropoda; Lepetellida; Haliotidae
Product: integrator complex subunit 11-like
Exons: 17
Coding region: 134-1930 (598 amino acids)
Biological process (GO): snRNA processing
Cellular component (GO): nucleus
Source: RefSeq, a predicted model, not a curated record